UUAAUCGCGCAUACACUUAAUACAUUCACUGGCAAGACUCUAGAAAACUGAAGCGAAAUGAGUUUGUCUUCAUAUUUCCGUGAAUACGAAGUAAAUUGUGAGUUCCCAUUGAGUUAAAAUAUUCGCCGAUAAAACCAAUCUGGUCUCCCUAUAUCUCAUCAGCAUCUAUAAAUAAGUUAGGCCUUGCUAUCGACAUUUUAUUUAAUUUUUAUGUGAUUAAUUAGAAAUUGUUAUUAAAUUUUUACUAUUUCAACUGAAUCGCAAAACACAAAUCUGUCGCAUCUCUCCCGCCCAUCUCGCCUCUCCCCAAACUGUAUUUUACACACGUUUUGACUCGAAAUGGCGAAAAUUCCGAUUAGGUCUAUCCUCACCAUCUUUUGGGCUUUUGCCACUUGCUGCAAUUGCCAAUCAAUCGACCCUGGCGUUUCCUCUUCUUGGGCGAAACUCCAAAUCUCACCGGAUGCGUUAAGUUCCAUGGAGUACGGCAAUUUUCUCAUCGACAUUUAUGAACACGCCCACAAUCACAUGGCGACGACAACUAGCGAGAAAAAGUAUUUCUACUCUCCAAUUACACUAUUGGAUAACAAAAGCGCCGUUAGUUCAUAUAACAACGUCACGAAACAGCCAGAGAUGAGAUUUCGCAUUGAAAUGUGGAACGACAAAGUCCAGUAUGAAGUAGUCAAACAUUUGAAUGAUAUCGUCGGCCAUGAAAUUAAAUCCCAUAACGUGAGAGUCAUUCCCUUGGAGAAGGUUAUUCUCACGAGCAACAUACCAACAGCAGAUUAUUCUUUAUCGCCAGUGUGGACGAAUUAUGACAGGAGCAAGACCCUGAAGCUUUCCCUAUCGUGUUAUGACCAGAAAGUCUGCGACAGACUGGCCAAUGAAAUGAGAUCUAAUCCCGAACAAUUUGACCAUUUCAAACUCCUCUACAGUUUGUCAACGCAGAAAUCGCAAACCAAACAGACGACCAUCAGCAUCGACAGAAUCACUUCCAGUCAAAUGGUCACUUCUCUUUUACAGAAAUUCAGAUACAAAAAAGAAAUUUUUCUGACAGCCAACGACGAGAAGAAAAUGUUGGCGGAAAUUACCACCAACAUCCGAAUGGACACAUUUGACGACUACGAGGUCGGGUCGCCUGACACGGAAUCGCAAAUUUUAAAUAUUUUAAAGGAUUUGCUCGUCACGUCCAGGACGACCAUAAAAGAACAAUGCGACAAAAUGUGGGACUCUGUUUUCUGGAAUGAAGACAAUUACCGGCCGGACAAAACGACGAAAACAUUGAAUGAAAUCGUCAACAAACUGGAUAAGGAAAAUCAAAAGAAGCUGUUGGACAUGUUUCAAACCGCGGUGAAAAACUCGGAAAUAAUGGAAAUAUUAAUUUCGAGGAAUCAAGACAUGGAGUUCGAACAAGACAACGAGGAGAUGGAACUUGCAAGUUGGGACGAAUAUGAUAGAAAUUUAGAGAUCGAAGAAAAAAUUCAACACGAUUACGACCCAAACAGUUGGGCUGACGCGGACAAAAUAAGUUCAAAAAUUGCAGGGAAAUUGGCAAACGAUUCCGUUCGUUCCCGGAGUAUCGACAUUUUGAAGGAAGAAGUUAAAAGGUUAUUACAAGAAAGUAGAGACCACGUCCAAUGGGACGGGGAGAAAUUCGUGCCCAAACCCAUGCAACUUAGCAGAAUCAAUUUGUGCAAAUUACGCGACUCUCAAUCCUUUCAGGAUCGUACCGUCCGUAUCCGUUACACGAACGCAGAGCUGUCGAUGCCGAUCAAGUUUAUGGAACAAGUGGAAUCGAUUGUCACUGACGAAUGGAACAAUCUGAAGGACGAACUGACAGGCGUUAGAGAACUCUUGGAGAAAACUACAACCGAAUUGACCAACACGAGAACCGAUUUGGCAAGUAAAUUAGAAGGCUCUAUAGUAAAAACUAAUAAGGAAAUCAAAUUGAAUGCCAAUUUCAGGAAAACCAUUGAUGAUUUAUCAAAAAAAUUAAUUGCGACUGAAAAAGAAUUGGCAGAAAUGAAGAUAAGCGUUGAAAAUUUGUCAUCCGAACUAAAAGGGAGUAAGCAGGAACUGGCGAAAAUCAAAACCAACAUCGAAUUGGAGAAAAAAGAGAAUAAAGAGGAGUUGGUGAAAACGAGGGCUGAUUUCAGCAAAUCCGUCAGCGAAUUAUCAACAGAUUUAAAUGUAAAUUCGCAAUCAUUUCGUCAAGAAUUAAAAGUCGCCAAUGACAAUCUGAGAAAAGAACUGAAAGAAGAACUGAGAGAAACUUCACGUAAGCUGGAAACUACAACAAAAAAUUUGGCGGCCUCAGCGAGAACGGCGUUGAAAAAGACGGAUUCCGUCGUUGCGAGUUUGACGAAAAAAUUUAAUGCCAGAACUAGAAUAAUACUUGACAUUGGUGAAAUGCCAACUUCAUGUGAAGAUCUGCAGCGAAUGGGGCAUAAACUGAGCGGAUUCUUUUUGGUGAAAGGGUCGAUGAAGAUGGAAGCUGUUUACUGCAACUUUUAUCCUAAUGGAAAGGAUUUGCAGAAAAAGAUCGGAUACGCCGACGUCAAAUCGACGCCCGUCUAUUUCUACGUCCAGAGAAAAGCUCAUUACGAGACACGCUGGUUCACCUCAACUGGUACUCCAAUUACGUACGAAUUAACCCAGGUGAACGAGGGAAAUGCAAUGGAUUUAUCAUCGGGGAAGUUCACAGCGCCGCGACCGGGAAUUUAUUUCUUCUCGUUCACGGCACUUUCGCGAUUACCAUCUUCAUCAAAACUUGUUCACUUCUCAAUUAGCCUUUAUUUGAACGGACGUUCAAUCGGAUUGGCUUUUGUUGAAGAGUAUUACACCCUAGAUGGUCAAAACGAACAAGUGACCAUCCAGUCUACGCUAAAAUUGGCAAAAGGCGAUAAAGUCUGGGCGCAGAUAAGUAGCAUGUCACAAGGCGUGAAGUUGACCGAUUAUGAUGGUCAAUACACCCAUUUCACGGGUUUCAUGUUGGAGGAGGAAAUCGUUGCCUCUUUUUGAGUGCUAAUCACCCACAAUUGCAAAAUCAACAUCGAUUGACAGUUAUUAACACGAAAAAAUAAUUUGAUUUGAUCAAUAACGGAGAAUGGAAGGAAAUUCAUUCGGUUCUUAUUCACCAAGAGGCGAGAAUUUUUCUUCGAAAUUCUAAAUGUAUAAUGCAAAUAAUUAAAUACACAAACAGUUUUUGAAA
Daphnia pulex (common water flea) is the source of this 3208-nucleotide messenger RNA. RefSeq lists its product as uncharacterized. Gene Ontology annotation, molecular function: protein binding. The record is from RefSeq and is a predicted model, not a curated record. The transcript has 9 exons. Lineage: Eukaryota; Metazoa; Arthropoda; Branchiopoda; Diplostraca; Daphniidae. Bases 340 to 3018 code for a protein of 892 amino acids.